AUGUCUACAGUUUACUACCGCAGCUCCUCUUCCACUCAUGGUGGCAGUUUGGGUGUUGGGGGCGGCGGCUCCAGCCGCAUGUCCAGCGCCCACCUUGGAUCAUCCAGCAUCCAUGGGGGAGGUGGUGGCCGCAUGUCUGCUUCUUCUGCUAGGUUCGUAUCUUCUGGAGUAGGACUUGGAGGUGGCUAUGGAUGCGGGAUUGGCUUAGGAGGAGGCUAUGGAGGUGCCUUAGUUUCUAGUGGAGGAGUUGGCUUUGGUAGCUGCUACGGCGGUGGUGCUGGUGCAGGCUUCGGCGGUGGUGCUGGUGGAGGCUUCGGCGGUGGUGCUGGUGGAGGCUAUGGUGGUGGCUAUGGAGGAGGCUUUGGUGGUGGAUUCGACUUCAUGGGAGGCGGCGGUGAUGGAGGCCUCCUUACUGGAAAUGAGAAGAUUACCAUGCAAAAUCUCAAUGACCGCCUGGCUAACUACCUGGACAAGGUGCGAGCCCUUGAAGAGGCAAACACCGAACUGGAGAUCAAGAUCCGUGACUGGCAUAACAAGCAGGCUCCCACCACCCAAACCAGGGACCUCAGCCAUUAUUUCAAGACCAUUGCGGAUCUUAAAGACAAGAUUCAUAAUUGUACAGUUGACAAUUCCAGGAUUAUUUUGGAGAUUGACAAUGCUAGACUGGCUGCUGAUGACUUCAGACUGAAAUAUGAGAAUGAGCUACAUCUCCGCCAGGGAGUUGAGGCUGACAUCAAUGGCUUACGCAGAGUCCUGGAUGAACUUACCCUGUCCAAAUCUGACUUGGAGAUGCAGAUUGAAGGUCUGAAGGAGGAUCUGGCCUACCUCAACAAGAAUCAUGAGGAGUUAAUGAAAGAGUUCAGCACCCAACUGACUGGAAACGUCAGUGUUGAGAUGGAUGCCGCACCUGGAAUUGACCUCACCAAAGUUUUGGCUGACAUGAGAGAACAAUACGAACAACUGGCUGAAAAGAAUCGCAGAGACGCAGAAGCUUGGUUCUUCACUAAGACUGAAGAACUGAACCGCGAAGUUGCCACCCACACUGAACAGCUACAGAGCGGCAAGAGCGAAAUAUCUGAACUGAGGCGCAACAUACAGAGCUUGGAGAUUGAGCUGCAGUCACAACUUAGUAUGAAAGCUGGCUUGGAAACCAGCCUGGCAGAGACGGAAGGACGCUAUUGCGCUCAGUUGGCUCAGAUCCAGAACUUGAUCUCUGGUGUGGAAGAACAGCUUGCGGAGCUGAGGGGUGACAUGGAACGCCAGAAUCAGGAAUACAAGAUGCUCAUGGACAUCAAGACACGGUUGGAGCAGGAGAUUGCCACCUACCGCAACCUGUUGGAGGGUCAGGACUCUAAGCUGUUGGCAUGGUCUUCAAAAGACGCAUCCCAUGGUGGGGGCAGCACCUCCAUCACCUACAGCUCUGGUCCCAGCGGUGGCAUGAGCUACAGCAGCGGCGGCGGCGGCGGCAGCACCAGCAUCACAACCAGCAGCAGCAGCACCAAACUGCGCUCUGGCAACUUCUGA
This is a messenger RNA of Varanus komodoensis (Komodo dragon), 1524 nucleotides long. Its product is annotated as keratin, type I cytoskeletal 15-like. Bases 1 to 1524 code for a protein of 507 amino acids. Gene Ontology annotation, molecular function: structural molecule activity. Lineage: Eukaryota; Metazoa; Chordata; Lepidosauria; Squamata; Varanidae. The record is from RefSeq and is a predicted model, not a curated record. The transcript has 8 exons.